AUGAAUAUCGACUUUUCCGGCCGAGGGGCCAUCGCGCUGCUCGAAUUGCUUGUCUCUAUGCAUCUCCUCCCGGCCAUGGUCCAUAUUGAAACAGCCACAACUCUGUCCAUCGCUGUGUCUCUCAUCGCGACCGUUAUCCAGACCUGGGCCCUAGCCUUGCAGCGAGAUGAACAGCAGGAGGCUACAGCAGGCGAUGCUAACCACCUGUCUGCAAUUCAAUCCACCAUGAUGCAAUACUUGGGCCUAUACUUGAGUGUGAUAUCUACAACACGAAGUGGAUUGUACGGCAGCCCAGGUCGGCCGUCGACAUUUUGGGUUGGUGCUGGGAUUUUGUUCCCCCUUGUUGCUGUGGUCAUCUACCCAAGUCAUAGCCUCCUCACCCAGCUAUUCCUCUUCUUUGGCGCAGUUGCUAGCAACCUCGUGUGCGUGCGUUUGCUGCAGAGGGAGCUAGAAAAUGAAAUUGUGUAA
Molecule: messenger RNA, 468 nt
Organism: Ilyonectria robusta
Lineage: Eukaryota; Fungi; Ascomycota; Sordariomycetes; Hypocreales; Nectriaceae
Exons: 2
Coding region: 1-468 (155 amino acids)
Source: RefSeq, a predicted model, not a curated record